AUGGAAUUAGUAGCGCUCAUUGGACCAGCAAUAAAAUUGGUCAAUUAUAUUUUUCAAUGGCUUCAAUCUAAUAAUAAAGAUAAAAAAAAAAAGGAGUUUCAGGAAUUGGAGGAGAAGAUGAAUAGUCUAGAAAAAACACUCAAUGAUCUUAAAAAUUACAAUGAUCAUUCCUCCUCUCUUAAGUAUGCAAUAAAAGAUUGUUCUGAAACUUUGAAAGAAAUCAUGAAUUAUCUUAAUAGCAAUAAAAUAGGACGUGAUAAUAGUGGAAUAGAAAAUUUAACCAAUAAACUCGACAAUAUUCGAAGAGAUAUCAAGCGUUUUUCACAUAUUGGCAACGUCACUUAUAAUUAUAAUCUAACGAUACAACAUCAACCAAAGUCGCAGCCACAACAGUUAACACAUCAACGAGAAGAAAUAAAUAUAUUAUUACUCGGUGAAACUGGUGUAGGAAAAUCCACAUUUAUAAACUCUUUUGCAAAUUAUUUUAAAUUUAAUAGUUUAAAAAAUGCAAUUGCUGGUGAGAUAGAUGUGUUAAUUACAUCCACAUUUACGAUGACAACCGAGGACUUAGAAACAAAAACGAUAACGGUAUUUAGAGAGUCAUGCACUAAAGAAUGUGGUGUCUACGUGUUUCCGGUAGCUGAAAAUAAAGUUAUAAGAUUAAUUGAUACACCUGGGAUAGGAGAUACUAGAGGAAUUGAAUAUAAUGAAAUAAAUUUUGAAAAUAUCUUAAAAAAUAUAAGUCAUCACAACCAUCUGAAUGGGAUCUGCAUACUCUUCAAAUCUAACGAUUCACGCAUUAAUGUAACAUUUAAAUUUUGCAUACAAGAAUUAUUAUCACAUCUACAUAAAAAUGCUAAAGAUAAUAUUGUCUUCUGUUUCACUAACACCAGAGGAACGUCCUUUCGUCCAGGAGAAACAUUAUCAUUGCUUAAGGCAGAACUCCAAGGACUUGAAAAAAAAUCGGGUAUUAAUAUACCAAUUAAUAAAGAAACAAUAUAUUGUUUUGAUAGUGAGCCAUUUAGAUUUCUAGCAGCAAAUAAGAAAGGAAUGAAAUUUACAAAUGAUGAAAAGAAAGGCUUCACAGAGAGUUGGAAAAAAUCUGCGAAGGAAUCAGCGAGACUCCUUCAACACAUUAAAAACUGUGAACCUCAUAAAAUAAUUGAUACUAUAUCGCUCAAUAAUGCUAGGCAAACAAUAAUGACCCUUUGCGAACCUCUCGCAAAGAUAAAUCAUAAUAUCCUAGAAAACAUUGCGGAAGUUAAAAAGCUAAAAGAAGAAAUAGAAAAAGCUGACUUAACUGAAGAGGAACUCAGAAAGAAGUUGUACAUUCCACAUAUAGAGCUUGAGGUGAAAAAAAUGAAACGACCCAAAGUUGUAUGCACAAAACGCACUUGCCAAAUAUCAGUUACUCAUGAAAAUUGCCAUAUUAAAUGGAAAUGGUUGAACACAUUUAUGCAGAAGCAUAAUGGAGUUAUGAAGUUUGGAGUGUAUCAAAUUGACAUUCAAAACCAUAUAAAAAAGCUUCAAGAAACGAUCGAUCGGUUAAAAGAGCAUCAAAAAACGGUUGAAAAUACUAUAAUUAAAUUUACAUAUUUUUUAAAACAAAAUGCAUUAGCUGCUUUUAAUGAUGCAUAUGUAGAAUAUCUUAAUCACAUAAUACAUACUGAGAAACGAAAGAUUGAUGAUACUUCCGAUGAAUACAAUAAUGAAAUCCUUGAAGGGCUAGAGGAAAUAAAAAGAAACUAUGAAGAAAAUGUGAAAAUUAUUAAGACAAUUGAGAAAAAUGAACCCUCUUUAUACACUUCUGAGGAUAUAUUUGAACUUGAAAACCAGUUAUAUAACUUAUCAGGCAUCAGCAAAUAUUUGCAAGAUAUAAAGAAUGAAGAGAAAAGAGUAUUCAGGUAUAAAGAAAAACGCUAUAAAAAUAUGCUGAAUGGCUUAACAAAAAUUUUUAAAGAUUCAUAA
This is a messenger RNA of Dentiscutata erythropus, 1968 nucleotides long. The record is from the annotation of a GenBank genome assembly. Lineage: Eukaryota; Fungi; Glomeromycota; Glomeromycetes; Diversisporales; Gigasporaceae.